UACAAUGUCUGAGGUUUAAGUGCAGACUGUCCCCUUUAAUUUGAGGGUAUUUUCAUCCAUAUUGAGGGAAACGUUUAGAAAUUACAGUACUUUUUGUACAUAGUCCUCCCAUUUUAGGAGACCAACGUAUUGGGACAAAUUCACUUACAGUUGAAGUUGGAAGUUUAAGAACACUUAGGUUGGAGUCAUUAAAACAAUUUUUUCAACAAACUAUAGUUUUGGCAAGUCGGUUAGGACAUCUACUUUGCAUGACACAAGUAAUUUUUCAAACAAUUGUUUACAGACAGAUUAUUUCACUUAAAAUUCACUGUACACAAUUCCAGUGGGUCAGAAGUUUACAUACACUAAGUUGACUGUGCCUUUUAGCAGCUUGUAAAAUUCCAGAAAAUGAUGUCAUGGCUUUAGAAGCUUCUGAUAGGCUAAUUGCCGUUAAUUGGAGGUGUAUCUGUGGAUGUACCUUCAAACUCAGUGCCUCAUUGCUUGACAUCAUGGGAAAAUCAAAAGAAAUCAGCCAAAAUUGUAGACCUCCACAAGUCUGGUUCAUCCAUGGGAGCAAUUUCCAAACGCCUGAAGGUACCACGUUCAUCUGUACAAACAAUCGUACUCAAGUAUAAACACCAUGGGACCACGCAGCCGUUAUACCGCUCAGGAAGGAGAAGCGUUCUGUCUCCUAGAGAUGAACGUACUUUGGUGUCUGAAAAGUGCAAAUCAAUCCCAGAACAACAGCAAAGGACCUUGUGAAGAUGCUAGAGAAACAGGUACAAAAGUAUCUAUAUCCACAGUAAAACGAGUCCUAUGUCGACAUAACCUGAAAGGCCGCUCAGCAAGGAAGAAGCCACUAGUCCAAAACUGCCAUAAAAAAGCCAGACUACGGUUUGCAACUGCACAUGGGGACAAAGAUCAUAUUUUUUGGAGAAAUGUCCUCUGGUCUGAUGAAACAAAAAUAGAACUGUUUGGCCAUAAUGACCAUUGUUAUGUUUGGAGGAAAAAGGAGGAGGCUUGCAAGCCAAAGAAUACCAUCCCAACCGUGAAGCACGGGGGUGGCAGCAUCAUGUUGUAGGGGUGCUUUGCUGCAGGAGGGACUGGUGCACUUCACAAAAUAGAUGGCAUCAUGAGAUGGAAAAUUAUGUGGAUAUUGAAGCAACAUCUCAAGACAUCAGUCAGGAAGUUAAAGCUUGGUCGCAAAUGGGUCUUCCAAAUGGACAAUGACCGCAAGCAUACUUCCAAAGUUGUGGGCAGAACUGAAAAAGCGUGUUUCGAGCAAGGAGUCCUACAAACCUGACUCAGCUCUGUCAGGAGGAAUGUGCCAAAAUUCAUCCAAAUUAUUGUGGGAAGCUUGUGGAAGGCUACCUGAAACGUUUGACCCAAGUUAAACAAUUUAAAGGCAAUGCUACCAAAUACUAAUUGAGUGUAUGUAAACUUCUGACCCACUGGGAAAUAAAUAAAAGAUUCUCUCCACUAUUAUUCUGACAUUUUACAUUCUAAAAAAUAAAGUGGUGAUCCUAACGGACAUAAAACAGGGAAUAUUUACUGGGAUUAAAUGUCAGGAAUUGUGAAAAACGUUUUUAUUUGACCUUUUAUUUAACCAGGUCUGCUAGUUGAGAACAGGUUCUCAUUUACAACUGCCACCUGGCCAAGGUAAAGAAAAGCAGUGCGACACAAAAAACAGAGCUGCACAUGGAAUAAACAAACACAGUCACAAUAGAGAAAAAAGUAUAUAUACAGUGUGCAAAUGAGGUAAAAUAAGGGAAUAAAUUGGCCAUAGUGGUGAAAUAAUUACAAUUUAUCAAUUAAACACUGGAGUGAUAGAUGUGCAAAAUAUGAAUGUGCAAGUAGAGAUACUGGGGUAUAAAGUAUCAACAAAAAAAAUAACAGUAUGGGGAUGAGGUAGUUGGAUGAACUAUUUACAGAUAGGAUAUGUACAGGUGCAGUGAUCUGUGAGCUGGUGCUUAAAGUUAGUGAGGGAGAUAUGGAUCUCCAGCUUCAGUGAAAUUUGCAAUUCGUUCCAGUCAUUGGCAGCAGAGAACUGGAAGGAAUGACGUUCAAACGUCGGAAUUGGCUUUGGGGGUGACCAGCGAAAUAUACCUGCUGAAGCGCGUGCUAUGGGUGGGUGCUGCUAUGGUGACCAGUGAGCUGAGAUAAGGCGGGGCUUUACCUAGCAAAGGCUUAUAGAUGACCUGGAGCCAGUGGGUUUGGCGACGAAUAUGAAGCGAGGGCCAGCCAACGAGAGCAUACAGGUCGCAGUGAUGCAGGUAGUAUAUGGGGCUCUGGUGACAAAAUGGAUUGCACUGUGAUAGACUGCAUCCAAUUUGCUGAGUAAGGCUAUCUUGUAAAUGACAUCGCCAAAGUCAAGAAUCGGCAGGAUUGUCAGUUUUACGAGGGCAAGUUUGGCAGCAUGAGUGAACGAUGCUUUGUUGCGAAAUCGGAAGACGAUUCUAGAUUUAAUUUUGGAUUGGAGAUGCAUAAUGUGAGUCUGGAAUGAGAGUUUACAGUCUAACCAGACACCUAGGUAUUUGUAGCUGUCUACAUAUUCUAGGUCAGAACCAUCCAGAGUAGUGAUGCUGGAUGGGCGGGCAGGUGCGGGCAGCGAUCGGUUGAAGAGCAUGCAUUUAGUUUUACUUGCAUUUAAGAGCAGUUGGAGGCCCCGGAAGGAGAGUUGUAUGGCAUUGAAGCUCGUCUGGAGGUUAGUUAACACAGUGUCCAUAGAUGGGACAGAUGUAUACAGAAUGGUGUCGUCUGCGUAGAGGUGGAUCAGGGAAUCACCAAUAGCAAGAGCGACAUCAUUGAGGUAUACAGAGAAGAGUCGGCCCGAGAAUUUAACCCUGUGGCAUCCCCAUAGAGACUGCCAUAGGUCCGGACAACAGGCUCUCCGAUUUGACACACUGAACUCUGUCUGAGAAGUAGUUGGUGAACCAGGCGAGGCAGUCAUUUGAGAAACCAAGGCUGUUGAGUCUGCCGAUAAGAAUGUGGUGAUUGACAGAGUCGAAAGCCUUGGCCAGGUCGAUGAAUACAGUUGCACAGUAUUAUCUCUUAUCAAUAAUGGUUAUGAUAUCGUUUAGGACCUUGAGUGUGACUGAGGUGCACCCAUGACUAGCUCGGAAACCAGAUUGCAUAGCGGAGAAGGUACGGUGGGAUUCGGAAUGGUCGGUGAUCUGUUUGUUAACUUGCCUUUCGAAUACCUUAGAAAGGCAUGGUAGGAUAGAUAUAGGUAUGUAGCAGUUUGGGUCUAGAGUGUCUCCCCCUUUGAAGAGGGGAAUGACUGCGGCAGCUUUCCAAUCUUUGGGGAUCUCAGACGAUACGAAAGAGAGGUUGAACAGGCUAGUAAUAGGGGUUGCAACAAUUUCGGCUGAUCAUUUUAGAAAGAUAGGGUCCAGAUUGUCUAGCCCUGCUGAUUUGUAGAGGUCCAGAUUUUGCAGCUCUUUCAGAACAUCAGCUAUCUGGAUUUGGGUGAAGGAGAAAUGGGGAGGCUUGGGCAAGUUGCUGUGGGGGUGCAGGGCUGUUGACCAGGGCAGGGGUGGCCAGGUGGAAAGCAGGGCCAGCUGUAGAAAACUGCUUAUUGAAAUUCUCAAUUAUAGUGGAUUUAUCGGUGGUGACAGUGUUUCCUAGCCUCAGUGCAGUGGGAAGCUGGGAGGUGCUCUUAUUCUCCAUGGACUUUACAGUGUCCCAGAACUUUUUGGAGUUUGUGCUGCAGGAUACAAAUUUCUGUUUGAAAAAGCUAGCCUUCGCUUUCCUAACUGCCUGUGUAUAUUGGUUCCUAACUUCCCUGAAAUGUUGCAUAUCACGGGGGCUAUUUGAUGCUAAUGCUGUACGCCACAGGAUGUUUUUGUGCUGGUCAAGAAUAUAUUAUUAUUAUGUAUUUGGCUAAGGUGUAUGUAAACUUCCGACUUCAACUGUAUGUGUAUUAAAGUAGUCAAAAGUGUAGUAUUUGGUCCCAUAUUCCUAGCGUGCAAUGAUUACUUUAAGCUUGUGACUUUACAAACAUGUUGGAUGCAUUUGCUGUUUGUUUGGGUUGUGUUUCAGAUAAUUUUCUGCCCAAUAGAAAUUAUUGGUAAGCAAUGUAUUGUGUAAUUUUGGAGUCACCUUUUAUUGUAAAUCAGAAUAGAAUAUGUUCUAAACACUUCAAUAUUCAUGUGGAUGCUACCAUGAUUACGGAUAAUCCUGAAUGAUUUGUGAAUAAUGAUGAGUUCGAGUUAGAUGCACAAAUAUCAUAACCCCCUAAAAUGUUCACCUCCCCUGUUAUUGUAAUGGUGAGAGGUUAGCAUGUCUUGGGGGUAUGAUAUGUGUGCACUUGUAACUUUCCCACUCAUCAUUAUUCACAAUUAAUUCAGGACUAUCUGUAAUCAUGGUAGCAUCCACAUUAAAUGUAGAAGCGUUUAGAAACAUUCUAUUGUUAUUUACAAUAAAAGUGACUCCAAAAUGACGCAAUACAUUAUUUACCAUUAAUUUGUACUGGGCACAAUAUAAUCUGAAACACAACCAAAACAAACAGCAAAUGCAAGCAGCAAAGAAACCCUGCCCUCUCUAGGCACUUGUGGAGAGCUGAAACAACUUAAUAGGUGUAAGGCUGUAAGCAAUAGGGUGAAUGCAUUUUGAAGUAAAUCUCAGCUCUGUUAAAGUACACUCAAGGAAAUCAUGAACAGAUCUCAAAGUGAUUCAGCAGUAUCAUUAAAUCGGGUUAACAUGCCCCACCAACAUUACACAAUUAUACUGAAAGGUAUUUAUUUCAGCAAUAUAAGGCAUCUAAUCAAUGAUGAGAAUACUCUGAUCAACCGAUAUGUAGCAGGAAGAUUGGCGUACCGUGAAUCAAGAGGUUGUGAUUUGAAAUUCAAGGUGAGGACUGUUUAAUUAUUAUUAAUGUAUUUUGACAUUUUUUUUAUUUCACCUUUAUUUAACCAGGUAGUCCAGUUGAGAACAAGUUCUCAUUUACAACUGUGACCUGGCCAAGAUAAAGCAAAGCAGUGCGACAAAAAACAGCAGAGUUACACAUAAACAAUCGUACAGUCAAUAACACAAUAGAAAAAUCUGUAUACAGUGUGUGCAAAUGAAGUAAGGAGGUAAGGCAAUAAAUAGGCCAAUAGUGGCGAAGUAAUUACAAUUGAGCAAUUUACACUGGAGUGAUAUGUGCAGAUGAGGAUGUGCAAGUAGAAACCUUUGUCUGUGACAACUGCCGUUUGGUGCUACGCUGACACUGCAUGUCCUUUUUGAGUUUUGCGUCUUUACCUAACAAAGUCAUGUUAGAAUAUGUCAGUUAUCCCGUGAGAGCUUUUGAGCCGAACCCACUAAAGUGUUUCAGAUGCCAAGCUUAUGGUCAUGUUGCAGCAGCAAUGUGUAGGAGGGCAUUGGCCCGAAGGAAUGUUAGUAUCAAUUGUGGGGGUUCCCAUGUUGCUGGGGAUCAGAAGUGCCUUAGUGCGAGAGAGACUGGUUGAGGUUGCCAGUCAGAGUAGAACAGAAGGUGUCGUAUGCUGAGGCAGUGAAGAGCGUAGAGGAUGAUGGGUCAAGGGUGAGUAGUAGGCCUUGGCCAAUACAGUGAUAGGAAUUUGUGCUUCAGUAAGGUUGGCUUCUUAGUAUUCAUAGCCAUGGUUAUCAACUGUACCACAGAAAUGGAACCUAAAUCACAUAAAAUAGAUGUUGUGGUGGCAGCUGCAAAGAAGUACUUGGGUGUACAAGGUUUUACUGCAGGAGAGUUACAAGGAUGAAAUAGUAGGCCUGGUGUAGGAUCAGUUAGGGUCAACGUUGUGGACUGGGGUGGUGGUGUUUAUUUUAAUGAAUUAGUGGUAUAUAGGUGAAGGGCUAGUUUGGUGGUACAAUUGUUUUCCUUUCCCUCAAACCUUUUGGCAUCACUCAAUUUAACGUGAACGCCCACACUCCCGCACAGUAGGUGGCGGCAUGCACAAACAACGUGCGAACACCAUGAUCCCGAAGAAACAGAAGUAGUGUAGUGAACAACUACAAUUUCCACGUUAGCGUUUUUGUUGUUAUUUAGACGUUUAUUAACACAUUGGAACUCAAAAUACGAGCAUCAUAAAUGUACCGCAGUUAGUCUUUACUUCGCGUUGGAAGUAAAGACUAGGUAACGCUAGCUAGCCGCUAACCUAACGAUGGCUAACUGUAUGGUUUUUCACACUCAAAUAGCCUCCAUUAUGGAGGUUCUAGCGAAUGCAGCCGUGUCAGAGAUCUGUAAAAUAGUAGACGACGAGUAUGCAGUGUUUCGUUUGGAAAUAACUCAAAGCCAGAAAGAAAACAGGGGAUUGCGGAGGAAACUACAGGUACUGGAACUGAAGGUGGCACGGGAGCGCGCAGAGAGGACAAUACGAGAGCGCGUCCUCGCCAGUCGUCCCAGUAGUGUCAAGAUCCUCGACCGAUACAGCGGAAUGGCAAGAGGUGAAGGACAUCUCACUGGAGGCGGCAGGAGCUUUGUGAAGCCAGCGGGACAUAACGUGUGGAGAGAUGACCAAAACAUAGCAAUUGAGGAUGCAGAUGCAGAGGCUGCAGGUCCUGAAGGAUUGUCUCUGGUCAAGCAGGAGAGGACUGAAGGAGAGGAGGACCGACGGCACAGCAGAGACAUUCAGACUGGAGCAGCGGCUGGAGUGGCGCCACCUGUAGCCACAGAGGACCUUGCGACUGCUGCCGCGACCCAACGCAGAAUCACGGAGGUCAGUGGAAUGCCGAACGCCGUCCUCAAGUCAGAGACAGACAACGAGACUUUAACUGUAACACAAAGGAUCUUACACACAGGAUCUGACCACAGAUCAGACCCAGAGAGACUGGGGCAGGGGCCACUGGGCUGUCCUGCACCUGGCUCAGAGUAUUUACUUUACGGUAACCCAAGCCCGAGGACGGUUCAUUCCCAUCUGGACUUGGGUGAUGCGUCAGAGACUGUCAAUGAUCCGUCUUGUUCUUACAAUACAGAGUUGGGCCCUGGCAACAUGCCCUUGGGAUUAGAGACACAGACUGAUCUGUCUAGAGCGGAAUGGAACCGGUACAGUAGUAGUGUAUACUCUGAAGGGAGCCAAGAUCAGAAAGGGGAGGCUAUAGUGGUAGAUGAGGUGAAAGUGGAGGGCGACGCUCCUCCCACAUGGAGUGCAGAUAGUCUCCUGGGAGAUGGACACUCACAGGGCAGAGUUUUCUUAGAUUACAGGGGAAGCUUAGAGAUAAAUCGAAAUGGUGCCACCCACUCCCCUUUACACGCAUUCAGGGAUCACGACCCAGUGUCCACGUCGACGACACCUUCUGAUUCACAAGGCUGCGUUCUUUUCGAUCAGGUAUUGAACUCAAAUGACCAAAGGGCCAAGGCUCGGGGAGCAACAUCAGGCAAUAGUAAAGAGAAACGGUUCCUCUGCAUGUUCUGUAACAAAGGCUUCAGCUGCCCCCAGAAGGUGGAGAUCCACCAGAGAGUCCACACAGGUGUGAAACCCUUCAGCUGUACCCAGUGUCACAUGAGCUUCGCCCAGGCUGGUGACCUGAAGAGGCACCAGAGGGUCCACACAGGGGAGAAACCCUUCAGCUGCCCCCAGUGUGAGAAGAGGUUCUCCCAGGCUGGUGACCUGAAGAGGCACCAGAGGGUCCACACAGGGGAGAAACCCUACAGUUGUACCCAGUGUCACAUGCGCUUCGCCCUGGCUGGCAACCUGAAGAUGCACCUGAAGGUCCACACGGGAGAGAGGCCAUUCGCCUGUAGGCAUUGCGGGAAGAGGUUCUCAGAGAGGAGCUACCUCAGGAUACACCAGCAGAAAAACCAUUCCACUCUGUAAAAUAGAAAAUAAUUUCACUUAAUAGCUUCUGACAUUUGCAUCAAAUGCUGCAUUAACCCCCCCCAGCGUGAGUUUUUUUGGUUAUGCGCGUGAUAUCAGAAUGCAUUCACUAGCUAGGUUUCCAUCCCAGUUGGCAACAGAUUUUCAUGCGAAUAUUCUCAAAUCUGCAUAAAAACAAUGUGCACAUUUUCCCACCAGAAAUGUUUCCAUCAAAUCAGUGCGUGAUGACGUAGUGCACCCAAAAUGUACUUUUUCGAUUCAAGUUUUCAUGUACGAAAUAAAAAUAUAAAAGUUCAA
Oncorhynchus nerka (sockeye salmon) is the source of this 8048-nucleotide messenger RNA. RefSeq names its product zinc finger protein 2-like. The transcript is spliced from 3 exons. Gene Ontology annotation, molecular function: DNA-binding transcription factor activity, RNA polymerase II-specific. Gene Ontology annotation, cellular component: nucleus. Bases 6099 to 7751 code for a protein of 550 amino acids. Gene Ontology annotation, biological process: regulation of transcription by RNA polymerase II. The record is from RefSeq and is a predicted model, not a curated record. Lineage: Eukaryota; Metazoa; Chordata; Actinopteri; Salmoniformes; Salmonidae.